Molecule: messenger RNA, 5687 nt
Organism: Notolabrus celidotus (New Zealand spotty)
Lineage: Eukaryota; Metazoa; Chordata; Actinopteri; Labriformes; Labridae
Gene: kdm2ab
Product: lysine (K)-specific demethylase 2Ab
Exons: 23
Coding region: 502-4422 (1306 amino acids)
Biological process (GO): protein demethylation; regulation of transcription by RNA polymerase II
Molecular function (GO): zinc ion binding; transcription coregulator activity; histone demethylase activity
Source: RefSeq, a predicted model, not a curated record
AUAGUUAUGCAAAAGCAACCCGCCCUUCUUCCGUGGAACGAGGGCAGACAAACCAAGUCUCCAUGAAUAUCAACACAUUAUAAUCCUAUUUAAAUAGCACACGCUGUGUCCAAUGAGAGGUGCAUAUGCUAAUCUACAGAACAGUGGGUAAAGGGGGGCGGGCUGUGAGCUUUUUCCUUUUUUUAUCUGGUGUGUGUGUAGUGUGUGUGUGUGUGUGUGUGUGUGUGUGUGUGUGUGUGUGUGUGUGUGUGUGUGUGUGUGUGUGUAUACGUGAAUGUGUGUGCGUAUAACUGUGUGUAUGUGCGUGUGUGUUUUCUAACCAGCUGAAAAUGGCGGCUCGAAGCGUCGAAUCGUCCUAACUUUAUCGCACAAUAAUAAACAUAACAAUACACACAGCUGUUCUCACACAACAUGGGGAGAAAGUUGACCGAGCAGCCUCAGACGCUCUAGCCGGAAGACAUUAUUCUGAGCGGAUAGAAGGAGUUGAAACACAGAGAGACCAUGGAGGACUCUCACACACGGUACAGCAAACGCCUGCGUACAGGCACACGGCGGCGCUACCAGGACGAUGGAAUCUCAGAUGAUGAAAUCGAAGGGAAACGCAUGUUCGAUCUGGAUGAAAAAUUGCAGUGCCACAGAUUUAACUCUGACUUGAUCAAACACAUGGAGGGUAAAGAUUUCACAUUUGAAUACAUCCAGAGAGAAGGGCUCAGGGACCCCAUUAUCUUUGAGAAAUCUGAUGGCCUUGGCAUACAAAUGCCAGACUCUGAUUUCAGUGUGAGUGAUGUCAAGCUGUUUGUUGGUAGUCGACGCAUUGUGGAUGUGAUGGACGUGAACACCCAGAAGGGAAUUGAGAUGUCGAUGGCUCAGUGGCGACGCUACUAUGAGACCCCACCGUCAGAAAGAGAAAAACUCUACAAUGUUAUCAGCCUUGAGUUCAGCCACACCAGGCUGGAGAACCUGGUCAAACGACCGGCCUCGGUGGACCUUAUUGACUGGGUGGACAACAUGUGGCCUCGCCAUCUCAAAGAAAGACAGAGAGACUCCACUAAUGCCAUCAUAGACAUGCAUUACCCCAAAGUACAAAAGUACUGUCUCAUGAGCGUGCAGGGCUGCUUCACAGAUUUCCACAUUGACUUCGGGGGCACCUCAGUCUGGUACCACAUCCUGCGAGGAGGAAAGGUGUUCUGGUUGAUUCCACCCACGCCACAGAACCUGGAGAUGUAUGAGAACUGGGUUUUAUCUGGAAAACAGGGAGACAUCUUUUUGGGAGACAAGUGUCAUGACUGUCAGAGGAUAGAGCUGAAGCAGGGAAACACCUUCAUAAUCCCAUCAGGGUGGAUCCAUGCUGUGUACACCCCUGAGGACACUUUGGUGUUUGGGGGUAAUUUCCUCCACAGCUUUAACAUCCCCAUGCAGCUCAACAUCUACAGCAUUGAGGAUCGUACACGGGUGCCAGCAAAGUUUCGCUACCCGUUCUACUAUGAGAUGUGUUGGUACGUCCUAGAGAGAUACCUCUACUGUCUCACCAACGUAUCCCAUCUCACUCCUGAGUUCAAAAAGUACUCCCUAGGCAUAGGGCUGACCCAGGCCGACAUUGAAACCAUGGAUCAAACCGGAAAUGGUACCUCAAAUGGGGUUGGCGGUGACGGUGAAAACGGAGAGGUGCAGUUGAAAGAGGAAGAUGUCUGUGAAGAAAAGGCGGCUCAGGUUCCCGAAUCUCAGCAUGUGCUCACUCCAUUUGAGCUUGAGGGCCUAAGUAACCUUUUAGGAAAGCUGGAGGAGCUGCCUGCCCACAAAAAGUGCGUCCCUGCAGGCAUCAGGAACGCUGCUGCUCUGCUCGAAGACGUCAGGGCUGUUCUGAGGAAUCAUGGGGAUGAUAACUCUAAGCUGUCCUACACUGGAGAGCCCAUCGUCAAGUGGCCAGAAAGGCCGUCAUGGUACCAGCCCCCCACUCCGCCUCCUCCUGUAAUUUACCGUCCCCGUUUGGGCCCCACCCUCCACAAACCUUUGGGACAGAGGCCCAACAAACGCUCCUCAAUCUCUGCCCUGAGGCGACGACGAGUGAGAUGCAAGCGCUGUGCUGCCUGCCGCAGGAAGGAGUGUGGAACCUGUCAGUACUGCCACGACAUGAGGAAGUUUGGUGGUCCUGGACGCAUGAAGAAGGGCUGCGUCAUGAGACAGUGUUUGGCACCUGCCUUGCCAAACACAGCGCGCUGUGCCAUAUGUGGAGAGGGAGAAUCAGAGGAUUCGGAUCCGAGCACCCACUCACUCAUGGAGUGCUCUGUCUGUUCGCAGAUCACACAUCGGCAGUGUCUUAAGGAACCUGGUGAGGGGAAGAUCAAUAAGGAUUUGCCCAGCUGCUGGGAGUGUCCUAAAUGUUACCAAGGCAAAGAGUCUGAAUCAGAGUCUUCCAGUGAUGAGGAAAGUGGAGAGUCGGAGGGCUUCAGCUCCUUGCCGCCAUCCAAACUUGCAUACCGGGAGGGUAUUGGUGUAGGAGAAGGGGUGAGACGAGGGAGACGUAGACCUACCUCCCGACCAACAGCACCACCGCCUUCUCAGAAACUGCUCUUGCAGCAUCAACAGAACCGCAAGAGAGCAAGUGCACUUGAGCUCCGACUCAAGAAAAGGAUAAAACUGGAGCGAAGCAAACUCUUGACAAGACAGGCAGCUCUAGAUCGUUCUCCCAGACUGCUGGGUUCCAGGCUGCUGUCCCGGCUACGUUCUCCAACCAGCAGACUUUCUCAGGGCAGAGGUCGGGGCACCACUUGGGCGAGUAGCUCUUCUUACCACAGCUCUUCAGGAGGGACCGGGUCCAUCCAGCAGCAGCAGCAGCCGUCCUCCCUCAGUCUGGCUCUUGAGCCCAAAGGAGAGCCUCGCAGAGGGAGGGGUAGAGGGGUGAGACUGCGGGGGGGAGGUGCAGGACGAGGGAUGAGAAGUGGGAGAAGCCAUGAAGAGAUGCAGGAAGAGAGCGAGGACAGCAGCAGCAGCAGCUCCAACAGCAGCAGCAGCAGCGGCGAUGAUGACGAGGAAGAGGAGAGAGGACAGAAAAGUGUGAAGGGUUUGGAUAAAGAGAACCAGCCACAGUCAAGGCGAGGAGGACGGGCAGCCAAAGAAAGAGGGGGAGAAGGGAGCGAGGCGGCUAACCAAAAUGGUGCUGAAGAGGAGGAGGAGGAGGAGAUGGAGCAGGACACUCAAACAGGGGGCAAAGAUGGGUCAAAUCUUAAAGUGACACUUCAGAAGCCAACCAGGGCCAAACGGGAUCCAUCAUCUAUUGUCCCCAAACUAGAGGCCAUCGCCCCUCAAACUGCUACUUCCACGAUACACAGCCAGACCAGACCCCUUGUCAGACCCCCCAUCAGAAAUCGCGGGCCCUGCCCUGAACAACACUCCAACAGGCACACACCCCCACACACUCGCAGUAGGCACACAGACACUAGUAGAUCUCACCUUGCGAGGCUGGACACCUCAAAAAGAGUCCAGCUGAGCAGGCCGGCUAAACUGAGCAAUGGAGCCUCCUGCUCUUCAUCCUCUGAGCUUCCUCAUCACCGCAUCCCUCUGUCGGCCUUGCAGGAAGGAGGGGGCGAGGCAGACAGGGAGGGUGGUGGGAGCGGCCCAGGCUGUGAGAGGGAGGUGUGGGUGUCUGUCUUCCGGUAUUUAAGUCGAGCGGACCUCUGUGUCUGCAUGGCGGUCUGCAAGAACUGGUACAAAUGGUGUUUAGACAAGCGGCUUUGGUCACGAAUUGACCUUAGCAUCAAACGCACCGUCACUCCUCAGGCCCUAACAGGCAUCAUAAAGAGACAGCCAGUCACACUCGAUCUUUCUUGGACCAACAUCUCGAGGAAGCAACUGAACUGGCUGGUUGGCCGUCUGCCUGGUCUGAAGGAUUUGAUGCUGGCAGGUUGUUCCUGGUCAUCUAUUUCAGCUCUCUGUUCCUCUGGUUGCCCUCUCCUCCGCUCUCUGGACCUGCGGUAUGCAGACGGGAUCAAAGACACUCAGAUCAGGGAUCUAGUAACCCCUCCAGGCUGUGACAAUCGUAGUCAGCUGCGGACCAUGCAGUGCUUACGACUGGCAGGCUUGGACAUUAGUGACUCCACUGUGCGCCUGGUGAUCCGCCACAUGCCCCAUUUAACAAAAUUGGACCUCUCCCACUGCAACAGCCUCACAGACCACUCCAUUAACCUGCUGACGGCAGUGGGCUCUUCCACGCGAAACACUCUCACAGAACUCAACCUGGGAGGCUGUAGUAAACUGACAGACACGUGUCUUAAGUAUCUCCGGCGUCUCUCUUGCAUCUCACUGCUCGACCUGCGAGGCUGCAAAGGGGUCUCACGCAAGGCCUGUGAAGCCUUCAUCUCGGAGCUGUCUGUCAACACCCUGUACUGCCUGUCGGAUGAAAAACUGAUUCAAAGGAUAUCCUAAAUGCCUGUCUUCUCCAACUGCUGAGGUGCAAAGGCAAGGAAGUCGAUGCUCUGUGACACAAAGGACGCAGACAGGCAGGAAAGUUCACAUGCUCCUGUAUCUCGUACAAGGAAGGGUGGGGUCUAGAUUGCAAUUGCUAACUCUCUUAGGUGUUGUUUGUGAAAGGGGUUGUCCCAGCUGGAACUAAGUUGUAUGCAUGUUUUCCUGUGUACCUAAGAAGAGACUCAGGACCUUCUGUUUCAUGUUCUUUUGGUAUUAUUGCUAUGUGGAGAUUUUUUUAAAUUCUGAUGUCGGGAGGUGUGAGAACAUGGGCAAGUAACUGUAUUCUUCACAUCCUUUGGAUGACAAAGAUGAUCAGCUCUCCUUUGGAUAGAUGCCACUUCGUUUCUGAACCACAGCCUUGACAAAGAGAGAGAUAAGAAAUGUUUCAUCCUUAAGGUAAAAACUGCAUUCUUCUGUUCAGCUGAGCCACAUAAAGUCUUAUUUAUUAUCAAAUGGUUAAUUUGAUUUCACCUAAAUUUGGCUCUGAGUAAAUGAUUAUUUGUCAGAUUUAAGAGAAGAAACGUUUUGUUGUUAGAUGCUUUGUGCUCAACAUCUAUCCUUGUUCUUUUAAAAGACGACUUAAAGUGAAAGGUUUUUCUCAUCUCCACUUAUAAAGUGAACGACUGUGGUGGCCUCUGUUGACCGGUUGUAUGUCAGUAUAAUAAGGUGUGUAGGUGCUUUAGUAGUCCAUUGGUAUACUUGAGAAGUAUACACAAACGCUGAAUGGAUGCUGUUGGUAGAAGAGAGAGUACAAGGCGAUGUGAGAAAGCAAUCAAUGUGGCAACAAGACCUCACCCCAGUAGAGGGCAGGUUGCAUUAAGUGUGGAGUAAGCCAAGGAUUAGGUGAAAUGGUGCAUCUUCAAACAACCGUUAGACUUCAGGUGCUAUUAUUUCCAAACUCUUCUUGCUUUGAUUUUUGUACAGAGAAUACACUUAGAGCAAACAUGUUAAUAUUCUAGAUGAGACUGCUCCCCUCCAUCUUUGAUACACCUUGGUUUCUUUUCACAGAUAAAAAAAAAUGUGAGUACUUUUCACUGAAUUUCAUGACCUGUCUGAUUCAAUGUAGAGAUGUAUUAUUUUGUUUGGGUGCAGGGGGGUUGCUCAUUUAUUUUUUUUCCCUUAAAGUGUAGUGGUUCUGUAUCAAGGUUAUCCACCCAGACAGGAUCUCCUGGCCAUACCCCUUCAGAUGAAUAUGAGUAUAUAAAUAUAUACUUUUUUGUAAA